This is a messenger RNA of Chelonia mydas (Green sea turtle), 9269 nucleotides long. RefSeq names its product synaptopodin (gene SYNPO). The transcript is spliced from 4 exons. Gene Ontology annotation, molecular function: actin binding. NCBI's taxonomy places the organism in Eukaryota, Metazoa, Chordata, Testudines, Cheloniidae. The coding region runs from base 560 to 4129 and encodes 1189 amino acids. The record is from RefSeq and is a predicted model, not a curated record. Gene Ontology annotation, cellular component: nucleus; stress fiber; spine apparatus. Gene Ontology annotation, biological process: positive regulation of actin filament bundle assembly; spine apparatus assembly; modification of dendritic spine.
ACGGAGGGAGACAGAGGAGACCCAGUUGCUCUGUGAGAUGCAGGCUGAAGUGGCCAGGGAAGGAAGAUUCUAAGCCUGGCAGUGCCCACCCUGCCUUGGGGCCCUCGCUCUCCAGAAGCAGGUUCCUUGUCUUUGAAGCUGCCUCAUCUGCCUGAUGCACCUUUGGAAAAGGAAAAUCCCCCGAAAAGGCUCCUCCCUGAUGUUUCCUCCCGCUAGGAGAUCUGGGGACUGCAGCGAAAGGCAAAGAAGAUUCAAAUGGUCUUUGGGGACUCUGACUUCACAGCUAAAAACGUGUGGUUCCUCUUUGAAAGGAGAAACCACACCUGCUCUCAGUAACACCCAUGUCCCAGUGUACGUGAAAGUUCUCAGGUCAGGGUGAAGAACAGCUCAGCUCCCACAGGUAACCCAGACGCUCUCCCCUGCAACAGUGGAUUAUUCUGUGGGAUUAUCCCAUACAGGAGAGAGUCCCCAGAGUAUGAACAAUAGACUGAGCCUUAACACUCUUGAAAGUCCAUAAAGCAUUGAACCCUGCCCAAAGAGACUGCAGAAAGAGAGUACGAUGCUUAAGGCAACGUUACUGAAGCCUUGUCUCCAACCGCAGCCCCGCUGUGCCGGGUCCAGUGAAAGAAGCCAGCAUUCUUAUGGCUUUGAGACUCUAAAGGUGGACCCAGAAGUGGGCUAUGGUUUGGUUCUGCAGCAGGAGAAAGAGAAGGAAGGCAACCAAAGGUGCCAGCCAACUGGAGCCAUUUGCCCUUUUAACCCAGAGGAGCUGGAGGAAAAGAAUGAAUUGUCAGGAGGAAAAUUGAGAGACCAUCUCCAGCGGGAGAGCAGGAAUACCAAUGGAGACAUGCUGGGGCCCAAAUUCAACAGCUAUGGCUUGGCAUCCCCUGGUGGGUAUCCAGCUACAAAAGACUUGCCACGGUCUGCCCCAGAGCUGCUUCAUUCUGGGGUUAGCACCAGAGAUGACCCCAGCGAAGAAUGGAAAGUGGUGAAGGUGAAACGUGUCCUCAUUUACCCUGCUGGCCAGCCGCGGAAAGCAAAUCUCUCCAGGAGUGCCAGUCUCUCAGAGAAGGAGCUGAAAGAGGCUAAAGCCAGGAGCCAGAAAAUCGCAGCCCAGCUAACGAACCCACCCAGCUCAAACUCCAAAGGUGUGCUGCUUUUCAACAGGCGCAAGCAGAGAGUGAAUGCGUUCGCUUUGGCAAGCACCAGAAAAAGUGGGGAGGAAGCAGCCACAAGAGGCAGCCCAAGAGCUCUUCAGUGCAGCCUCCCAAACCGGGGGAAAUUGCUGCAUUUGAGACAGACUUUAGAAGGCAGCAAAGAACUGAAAGAAUUACUCUGCGCGGAAGCCCCUGGACUGCAGAUCCUUAAAGGCAACAUGGAAGAAUAUGAGGAAAACACCUGCCUAGAGAAAACACAGUCCCCACCAAAGAAUGAAGUCAAAAGUGAGGAGAUCCUUCCCCAAACAAUCCCAGUGCCGUCCCUCAAGGAGUCUCCUAGUGGAGACAUACAGCAGGUCCCUCUAACUAUCUACUUAAAGGAGAACAUAAAGGUGGCAUCAACCAACGGAGUGCAAGAACCUAGCGCCAAUGAGCAUGAACAUGACAGCGAGAACAACGCACCAGUUCUCAUCCAGGAGCAGACAGCCCCAGUUAUCGACAAGGAGCAGAAUGGAGAAGUUAUCAACACAGAGCAGAAUGUGCCCAUGACUGACAAAGAGACGGCUGUUCCAGUUACCAGCAAAGAGACGGCUGUUCCGGGUACCUGCAAAGAGACGGCUGUUCCGGUUACCAGCAAAGAGUGGAAUGGGGGGCCCAAUAAACAAUAUUAUGAAGUUCACCUCACUUUGGCUAAACCAAUGCCAGUGAAGAACAGAACAGCAAGACCGUUUGGGACUCAAUCAUCAGCUACAACAAGCCAACCAACGGAGAAAAGCCCUGGGGUAGAACUUCCUCCGCCCCCCACCUAUGCAGAGACCUUGUUCAGUCCACCUCCAGUAACUAGGGUUAGGUCACCUCCUGCGUAUUCAGCCUUGUAUCCUAGUGCAGAACAGAAGCCUCUCAUUCUGAAAGGGCCUCACCAUGGAGAAAGCAGAUCUACACCCUUGCAUAAAACAGGAAUAUUAGAGGAGUCCGUAACCCGGAGAACAACUAAAAAAUCCAUGUUCACCUUUGUGGAAAAGCCAAAGGUGGCUCCUAACCCAGAUCUUUUGAACUUAGUGCAGAAUGCAGAUGUAAGGAAGAAGCAGAAGGAGCAAGGAGAACCAGUCCCAGAGGAAGAACCAUUUGCUCUUGGGGCAGAAGCUUCCAACUUUCUGCAUCAGAAUGCACUGAAAGGUGGGCUUCACCUGGAUUCUUCAGACGAUGCUCCAGAGUGGUCUUCAUGCCUGAAGUCCCCAAGCAUACAGCCUAAGCCUCAAAUGAAACCCAAUCAAAACCUAACCGAAGCAAAAGGAAAAGGAGCUGAACUGUUUGCCAGAAGGCAGUCAAGGAUGGAGAAGUAUGUCAUUGAGUCCCCAGCACACCCUGGCUUGGCCAGGUCACCUUCGCCCACCAUGUCUCUGCCUCCAUCCUGGAAGUAUGCUUCCAAUAUUCAUGUAACACCCAUGGUCUUCAAACACCCACCCAAGAGUCCAGCCAGGUCAUCAAAAACUCCCCCAGCAUCUUUGUACAACAGCAACAUCGCGGAGAGUGAGAUUUCCCAACAGGAGCUGGAAAUCUCAAAGCAGCAGCCAUACCAGCUCCAAUCAUCUUUGUUCAUCCUAUCCCCAGCUAAAGAACCGGUGAGGUCUUUGCCAAGAGGGGCACCACCGCCACAAGCCGUGUUUCCCAACUCUAAUUCUUACACGAGACAUACCUCGUGCCCAACGUCUCCCUUGACACCUUCCCCUGUUUUUCAUUCUCCUGCUCUGUCAAGUUCAAGCAGGCCAACAUAUGGUCCUCUUUCUCCAUCAUCUGGGACUGUGCUUAUUGCCCAAGACAUCAGAACAAGUGCCCCACCAGAAGCUACCUUUGCAUCCCCUUCCAGAGUUUUGUCACCAAGAGCCAAAGGAGUCUUCCAAGCUCCGAGACCUUCUUAUUCCACCAGGAAUGCAGGGAUUGAACCCCAGGAAAGAAGAGUGUCCCUGCCUGCCUCCCUGACCUGGACUCCACGGCUGGUGCCCCACCCGAGCCCCCUCAAGGGGUGGGCGAGCCCGACGCCGGAGCCUGAGGAAAGGCCUGCGGAGGCCCUGCGAGCAGCCAGUGUGAGGAGCCCCCCUCCUCCCAUGUCGCCAUCGUGGAGCGAGAGGUCCCUCUCCCCACUGCGGCAGGAGGCAGAGCCCAAGGCCAGCCGGCAGAUGCAGGCCCGGCUCGCCAGGAACAUCAUCAAUGCUGCCAGGAGGAAGAGCUCCUCCCCCAAAGCCCUGGGGACUGACGGUGUCAGGCCAUUCACGCCGCCCGCCGGCACUGGGGCACCACCUGCCAGCGCAUCCCCAUGCAGCAGCCCAAGAGCCCUGGACAACCACUCCCCGAGUCCACGGUCUCCGAGAGCCACCAGGGUGGAUGGGCACAGACAUACCAACACUGGGACCCCACAGUUCAACACCUCUUCCUGCAUCAGCCCAAAGACCCUGGGCAGCCACUCACCGACCUACAUCAGCCCACUGCAGUCGCCGCGCACAGCCAGGGCGGAUUGGCACAGGUCCUUCACAUUACCCGCAAACUCCGGGGCACCAGCACUCAAUGCAGCAGCUGGCAGCAGCCCUGGAAUCACAGGCAGCCACUCUCCAACCUACAGGAACCCAGUGCCAUCUCCAAAAGCCACCUGGACAGAAGGCCACAGGAUUCUCGUGCCACCCGCCAGCGCUGGGGUGCUACCAGCCAACGCGUCUUCUUGUACCAGUCCCAGGAGCCUGGGUUCCUACUCGCCGACUUUCAUUCGCCCAGUGCAGUCGCCCCCUGCGGGAGCGAGGUCCCCCAUGAAGCUUUACACCUCCAGGUCCCCCACGGACUCGGAUGUGUCCAUCGACUCAGAAGACUCUGGGGUCAAGUCUCCUGGGAUCCGCAGCUUUAAUAUCUGCCCCCGGGGCUGGAACGGGAGCGUGCGGCUGAAACAGGGCCGCCUGCCCUCGGAAGCGCCCUGCACCUCCUAGGCCAGGAGGAGACAAGUGAAGUGAGCAAGAAUGCGUCUGGAGCCCGUUGAAUUGAUGCAUGGACUCACCAGCACCCAGUCCUGCGGGCCAAGCCACGCAGCAGGGGGGAGGAUGCUGGGGGCUGUGGGGACAGAUGAUAACAAGUCCCUCUCUCUCCCCACCUCCGCGGCACCUCUCCCCAAACCUGCUGCGGGAUUAGAACGGGGCAGGAGCUUAAUCAACAGGCAGCGCACCAGAGAGCAGGGACCUUGCAGAUGGCAGUUUGGCCUGCGACAGCCAGCCGCGGGAUGGUGCCCGCUAACUUUGCCGGAUCCAGACUCCCCCCGUUCCUGCCCCAAGCCAACGCCACUGCUGAUCCCAUAACUCCAUCCCUGCAUGUGUUCUGCUUUCCCAGACUGUGCUCUCCCGGCUGGACUGGAGCCAGCAAUGACAUCUAGGGAGCUGGCGCUGCUUUUGUUCUUCCCGGAACGAGGGGGACACAGACGGCGGACAGGCAGCCCCGAGACUGUCCUUCCGGCCGCGUAAUCCCCAGCAGAGAGACAGCGAGUGGCCAGAGGGGACUUGGGAGGCCGCCAGCCGUGGGCUUUCCAGCUUGCUGCCUCUGAAUCCCAUUGUUUCCUUUGUGUGCUCUGCAGAGGCCAUGGAUCAGGCCUAUUUCCAGCUGCCUGAGGGGAAGAGCAGGGCUGCCAGAGCCCAGGAGAGAUUGGAGCUGCCUCGGGGGAGUGAACAGCAAAAUCCUGGCUCCCACCCCGCGGCCACAGGGCUCCGCCGGCAGGGCGGCUCCCUGCGCUCGAGGGAGGCGUGGCGCGUCUAGGAGCUCAUGUCCCGGAGGGGAGCCGGAGUUCCCCUGGCAGGGGGGCAGGUUGUGCCUUAGGUUGAUCCACAGCGCCCAGGCAGGGCGUGAUGGAGUCGGUGUUCCCCACCCCGCCGCAGGACUGUGACCAAAGCCUACGCCCCACACCAACAUCCCACGACCUGCUCCACACACCCCUGCCAAGCUGGCUGUAGCUAAAGCCGGCUCCUGGAGAACAGAUGCCGGGGAGGCCUGUCCAAGGGGCGUUGGUGGAGCCACCAGAGAUUUAGAGCCAUGCAGCAUGUGCAGCCGCCCUCUCCGGCUGUUGUGGCCUCCUGGACCCUGCCUGGGGGUCUGAGCCCUGAACAACCCCGAGACCCAAGCAGCGGAAGCAGGGGGUGAGGUUGGAGGUGGGCUCCCUCUUAGCAAGUGGCCUGCGGCAGAAUGGAUGGAGCCAAUGGGUCCCGGGCCCUGUCUCGGCCCUGGAAGGACUCCCCCUGCCCUGCAGCGCUCCGGCUGGCUGUGAGGAGGCGCUGAAAGGAGCCCACUGGAGCGGUGCUGAGGGACUUGGGGAGGAGGCCCCUGGGAAGGUACAAGGCCCUGUCCGGGUCAGUUCUAGGUGAAGGCACAGACAGGCACGCGUGCCAUCCUGUCACUGGGCCAGGCCUGCCACUGCCACCCACCUGGCCAUGGGGCUCUGGAGUCGUCGGCAGCACGUCUGGCCCAGGGGCUGUUUGCGGGGAGUCACCGGGUGAAUCAUCAGCCUCGUUAGCUGAUAGACAGACUCCGAGAGAGGCCGCUGCAAACUAGGGGGGAGAUGGGGGGCAUCUGAAUUUGGCCUAGGCUAUAGACUGCUCUGCUGACCCUGCUGCACAACGGUAUUUCACUGCUGCAGGUUCCCAGAGCAGCCAGAGCUUCUCCACUGAGCCCCGGCAGCGUCAUGGUCCCCGGCCACGCACAGAAGUGUUGGGGAAAGAAAACCAAUGUCCUAGCCCGUUUGCUUUUUCCCUGGCCAGCCCAGCCCCUCCUGCCCGUCCCGGGCUGGUCCCCCCACUCUCUCUUUUGUAUGCUUGGCAGCGUGGCAUGCAGCCUAUGAUCUGGCAGGGGGCACAGAGCAGUGUCAGAUGUUACCCUCUCUGCCCCUGAUAAGCUGGCCAUCCUGUCUUUUUAUUACCCUAGCCUUUCAAGGCAGCAGUGUGCCCGGCUUUAAUGCCAGGUGAGCCCAGGGUGGGCGGCCCGUCCCCGUCUGCACUCAGUAGGACACAGCGCUUUCGCGAUCUCCCCAUUCCCAGCCCCUGGGCUUUCUAGCCCCUGGUGCUGAUCACAGGCCCUGCGGGGUGGGGUUGUGGGGAGCAGCUGGGGCUGCACAGUUGCCUGGCUCAUGCUCCUGGCACACUGAUGUUGCUGAACUCCUGCACGCCAAGGGGGGAGGCGCCGCCAGGUGCCGCGCCACCACACCAGGGCCAACUCAAGGACUGUUGGGGCACCCGGAGAUGGGGUGCAGGCAGGAGAGGGCCACGCUCAGGCAUGUCCCAGACAGGUGGAUUUGCAUCCUUUCACCCCAGCCAGAGCAAAAACUCCGCAACUCUCACCGGGCCCCAGUUCUGCAGGGAGCAAGUGGAGGAAAGGUUUGCCUCUGCGAACCCAGGUGUCCGAGCUGUGCCCAGCUCGCCCGGGGAGUUACCGUAUCCGUACACAGAUCUCCGCCCUCCCACCCUGCCCCGCAGCCGCUUGGCCUCCCAGAGCCUCCCGGGUGCAUUUCUGCUGCUCUGGUUUCACGAAAGGAAUGUCAUGGAAGCGGGGGGAUCACAUGCUCAGGGCCAGCUUCUGCUGGGCGCAUGGAAACAAAUGAAGCCAAGAGAGAGCGACAGCCAGGGAGUGCCUGGCACCCGCCAGGGAGCGCCUGGCACCCCCCAGGGAACAGACCCGGGCUCGGCCCGCGUUUUCCCAGAAGGAGGCGACAGUCCACAAAGUGGAGCCCUCUAGGGGUUAGUUGGGGCAACUGCAGAAGCCCUUUGAACCAGUCGGAAUUUUUAAUGUGAAAUUUUUUUCAAGAAAAAAAUGUCCCCCCCCUCCCUCCCCCAGGGUAAUCUCUGGGGCACGGGUUUGUUUCUUUGGAAACGUCCCAUUUAAUGUUUCAGAAAAGACCCUGAAAAUGAGGCUUUUUUUUACUUUUUCAUCCCUAAACAAGCCAAAACAAGGUUUCACAAAAGUUGAUGGUCAUGGCAACUCCUGUCCAUUUCUCCCCAGCUCCCCUCCGCCCUCUAGCGCCCCCAUAGGGCUGCAGGAAUGUUGGUGCACACGUCGAAGGGGCGGCUCGCAGGAAGUGGGACGAGGGGGCAGCCAGAGCUCUGCUCUAGCCCAGACGCCCUGCUCCGAGGCGUGCAAGGAAGGUUGUGGGACAGGUUGCGGAGAGGGGCCAGUGGGCUGGGAGGGAGAGAGCACCGUCUCAGAUACACACGGCUUUGGUCAUUAGCUAAAGUGCCCAAGACAUUACCAGCCAGCUCAUCCCUGUGGGGCUGGGUGUCUCCAAGGAUUGGUAAUGACAUGAAGAGUUUUUUUGCUUCCAGGUUACUGCUGUGAGGGAACACCCAGGCCAGGAGAGACCAAAAGUCUUUCUCACUGGGGAGCGGUUUACUGGCUCAUAUAAAAAGAAUUUGGGGUCCCAGUGCAACGUCUCAUGGACAGCAGUUCACGCCACAGGGCUACUACUGGUGCCAUUUGGUGACUGUCCCCUGAAGGUCCUGGUUAGAGACACAAUGUGUGGGGGAAGCUAAUGUCGCUGCUGACCCAUGCUGAAACCUGGGGCUACAGAGAGCAUUUCAGUCUGCAGAGGUGAGAGGCAAGAAUCUGACACCAGCAGCAAAGCAAGGAGCGCAAAACCAACCCCCAGCCUGGCUAUAAAUCACAUGCACUAUUACCAGGUUUGCUAGGACGAGUUAGAAAGAGCCUCUGGGUGAUGUCUGCACACCCUGUGGCUGAUGGCUCCUUAGCGCCAAUGAAGUGGACGGGCCCCGCUCCGAUCACACAGAGAGAUCACACGGCCAAGGCAAGCACAGCUCGCACAUGACACGCCCCUCGGCCCAUUUGGCUCGUGCUGGCCCAAGCCAAGGCAAGCACAGCUCGCCGUGGCUGGGAGUGAGGGGGCCUGGGCUGGGUCGUUGCUGCAGGGAGGAUGUGUGCGGCGAGAGGGAGGACAGGUAGGUGUUCAGAGCAUGUGUCGGCAAGUGCUGAGAAGGGGUGAUGCUCCGUCGGGCUAAGCGGCGCACUGGGGCAUGGAGCGGUGUGGCUUGGAAAGCUCUUCAGAAAGAGCCCCGGGACAAUGAGGAGAGGGCUAGCGGGAGAAGUGGCACCGCAGAGGUUAUUGUAAGUGAAGGGAGGUGUGAAAUGGGGGUUGUUUUAGCCUGGCCGCUUGGGACAGCACGAGCCAAAUGGGCCAUGGGGCGUGUUAUGGCAAGAGCUGGUUAAAUGCUAGUUGCUGUAGGUUAGAUAAAUACUAACUGAUUAUUGAUGAGCGCUGGGCAGUGCGGAAUGACGUUGCUGGGCACCCCCCUCUCCGACACGCCAGGCCCCCCAGUACACGUGCAGCCCGGCAUUAGUGCAGGGACACAGCUAGCUCACUAACCAGAGAUGAAAUGUCCUCCAGGGUUGGAGCACUGUAGGCUCUUGCAUGUUCUCCGCUGGGGAGCAGAUCCCAGCCCUGCAGCUAAAGGCUUAUCCAAAGACAUCCAGUAACUUCAAUGGGCUUUAGAGCGGGGCCCCUAGUAACUAGCUUUUUCCAUCUCUGACUGCCGUGCUCCUCCCUCGGAUGCUCAUCCAGACCCACUCUGCACAUUGGGCUUCCCUUUCACACUGGCCAGCCCCAGUGCCCCGUGGGCGAGGGCCCUUUAAACUGGGUUAUUCAGAGGGGGCUGGACAGGGAGCAGUCCCACGGGGGGGGGGGGCAGGGUAGGGGGCUGGAAUGGCUCCAUUCAGAGCGUGCCACUUCUCCAGCAGGGGAAGGGGCCCAUGGAUUGUGGAUCCCUUGGGAGGAACCAGUGGACUGUCCCAAAGCCUCAUCACCACGGUGCUGCGUGACCCCACUGAGCAGGCGUCCGAGUGCCGCAGGGGCUGGCCUGCCUGGGUCCAUUACUCACCACGCAGCAAAGAGAACCCGCUCAAGCAGGGCACACCAGCCCCGUGUGACCAGCGGCUCUGGCCUGCUGGGCCGUCGCGUGCCCAGGUGCACGUGUUCCGCACAGAGCCCGCAGCAGGCGCUCCUGGCCAUUGCUUCGCCAGCUGCUCUUUGAUGCGCAUUUUGCCACAUCACUGUAUACCACGCUCGAAAAUAAAGCCGGCAUUAUCCCA